This is a messenger RNA of Hymenoscyphus albidus, 957 nucleotides long. The record is from the annotation of a GenBank genome assembly. Lineage: Eukaryota; Fungi; Ascomycota; Leotiomycetes; Helotiales; Helotiaceae.
AUGUCUUACAAACAAACAAUUCUCAUCACCGGCGGUACAAUCUCACUCGGCUACCACGUAGCCCUCAACCUCGCCCGUCAAUACCCAGACUACCAAGUAAUCCUCUCCUCCCGAACCGACAAAGAGCACGCCGCCGACAAAAUCAACCAAGCCCUCGGGCAAAAGAAUGUUUCCUUCCUCCCUCUCGACCUCUCCUCAACCUCCAACAUCCGACACUAUGCCAAAAACUACUCCAGCCUCGGCUACCCACCCAUCGCGAUCCUGCUCCUCAACGCCGGCCUCCAAUUCCCAGACGAGAUGAGGAAAAACGACGAGGGCUACGAAUUAACAUUCGCCAUCAACCACCUCGGCCACGCACUACUCUUCCACCUCCUAACACCUCAUCUCUUCCCCAAGUGUCGAGUCGUAGUCACCUCCUCCGGAACCCACGACCCCGCGCAAAAAACCGGCGUGCCAGACGCAAAAUACACAACAGCCUCAGAACUCGCGCACCCCACGCCCGAAACCGCGCAAAACGAGGGCCGCCAACGCUACUCCACCAGCAAACUCUGCAACGUGCUCUUCACCUACGCCGUCUCACGGCGUCUCAAGGCACAGGGUUCACAAAUCACCAUCAACGCCUUCGACCCAGGUCUCAUGCCGGGGACAGGAUUGGCGCGCGAGUACUCGCCCGUGCUGAAGUUCCUGUGGUUCCGCGUCCUGCCGCGGUUCCUCCCCGUGCUGCGGUUCCUGCUGAAGACGGAGAAUAUCCAUACGGCUGUGGAGAGCGGUGCGAGUCUGGCGUGGGUGGCGAGUGGGAAGGAGAUGGAGGGGAAGACGGGGUGCUUUUUUGAGGGGAGGAGGGAGAGGGAGAGUAGUGAGGUGAGUUAUGAGGUGGGGAAGCAGGAUGAUCUUUGGGAGUGGACGGUUAGGACUACUUGUAGUGAGGGGGAGGAGUAUUUGAAUCUCAAGGUUUGA